UCAAUCUUAUAGAGUUGAAAAGAUUAAAAAAAAAAAAAGAUGGCAUACUCAAAAAUCGUUAUUUUUGCCAUCCUAGCUCUGCCUCUUCUACUUUCCGGUGCUGAAACAAGAAAGGCUGUGUUGCCUGGCAGCGAAUUAUUCAAAAUGUGUUGCAAAAAUCAGCCAGAAUUUGGAACUUGUGAUACAAAAGAAGAUGAUGAGAGAUGCACCCAGAUGUGUCUCGAUGGUUGUUCCACUAACAAAGGUGGUGGCUGUCAACCUAUCUCUGCUGCCCCUGGUUCUGUUUGUUCAUGUUACUGUUAAUUCUUCUUCUCCUUGGCUAGUUGGCUUUAUUGAUUGAUAAAGGAAAACUAUAUUUCUUUAUGUAUCUAUCUUCAAAGGAAAUAAUAAUGAAAAUUCUUAUAUAUA
This is a messenger RNA of Camelina sativa (false flax), 408 nucleotides long. Its product is annotated as defensin-like protein 24. Gene Ontology annotation, biological process: defense response to fungus. Lineage: Eukaryota; Viridiplantae; Streptophyta; Magnoliopsida; Brassicales; Brassicaceae. The record is from RefSeq and is a predicted model, not a curated record. Gene Ontology annotation, cellular component: extracellular region.